UUAUGGAAUCGAUGCACCCCUUAUACCGCUGAUAGCGAUCUGAGUGUAACGAGAUUCGGCUCUGAUAACAACACAAACUUUAUUUUAAUUGACUUUUGUGAGGCAGGGACACUCGGGGCGAGUCACACCCGACUUGCCCUCGGGGUCCAACUGAAAAGGGACAACUGAUAAGGAUCCUGAUUUGUGUUACGGUGUCACUAAACACGAACCAAAUAACAUGAGUAAACUUUUUCUUCUGGCAUCAAUGAUAUAUGGAUAUUUUCAAUUUUUAUCCAAAAAAAUUUAAAACAUACUAUCAGUUAUUAAACAUCAUAUGAUGUUAAAGUUAUGUCAAUAGAAUUCAAUGCAGUAUCCAGACCCUUUGAUGUUUUCGGGUUGAAUUGAAACUAUGCAAUAAUUUAUGACAAAGACAAAUAGCAACGCUUGCUCUCCCACGCUAUAAUUGACAAGAGCAUCAAUGAUAGUCGCUUGAUUGUUCGGCGAGAUCUUUUGUCGUUUAAUUUAGCAUUAGCAUGUAACGGACAUUUUGCUGGCUUUGUUAAUCGUGAUAGCUGAAAUUCACAAGUUCAGCUGGCAGAGUUUCAGCGAGAUAAGCAUAGUUUUCAUUGCGUAAUAAAAAGAUGGUUUCUCGGGUGAUUGACAUACAGCGUGUUGAAUGACGGCCAUGGGGAUAUUUAGUUAGAAAGAUAGCUAGAUAGUUAUUAUCGCCUUCGUUGUGAUGAUGUCGUCGCCGCUACUUCAACCCCUCUUCGUCGACAUCAACAUCACCUACGAACUGGAUAUGUCCAAGUUCCCAGGUCUGGAUGACCCACAACAUAUGUACCAGCCUGCUCUGUUGAUCGAAUCGCCAGAGUCCCGCGUCUCGUGGAUCUCCGUGUUGUCUGAGCAUGGCGACGUUGCAGAAGACGCCUGGGCAACGUCGGAUGUCGACGACGAUAUUGGCUACACAUAUUCCGGACACAGCCACAGCAUCGAAGAGGAUUUGUACACAUUGAUCGAUUCCUGCAAUUUGUCACCUCCAAGCGGCGUCACAAAAAGUCCCCCGAAUGACGUCAUACUUGCCCUGCCCUCUGAUGACGAACUGGACCUACUGGAGAUGGUAUAUGAUUCUCCCAAUACGGAUGUCCAUAUGCUGAAUAGGACAGGAUGUUUCGACAGUGUGUACCACCAAGACAAUUACUAUCUUAGCAACGAUCACCGUGGGAAACAGUGGCGACACACAGAAUCCUCUUGUGACGACGUUGCAGCGUUGUUCCGGGAACCCUGUGCCACAGAAGGUGUGUGUCAGUCUUGCAGCAUGUAUGCUGCUUACCUUGGAACUUGUCUUCAUCACCUACGUCUUGAUGAUGAAAUGACAAACGUGACCCCAAGAAUGUCAUCAGAUGAAUGCGGAACGCGAAGUCGGAGAGAGUCGUAGGGCCGAACCUCACUGAAUGUCUGUCGUUUGUGGGGAUACAACGAUCUGUUUUGCUCCUGCGAUUUUGGAAUGCUGUGCAGUUUUAUAUGCAGUUUAUAUAUCGAGCGGUUUUGCUCCAGCGAUUUUGAAUUGCUGUGUAAACAUAUAUACCGUUUUAUUGUUAUUUUUAUGUUAAAUAUGUUGAAUAAAUAUUUUGAUUUAUGUC
Messenger RNA from Haliotis rufescens (red abalone), 1622 nucleotides. RefSeq lists its product as uncharacterized. NCBI's taxonomy places the organism in Eukaryota, Metazoa, Mollusca, Gastropoda, Lepetellida, Haliotidae. The coding region runs from base 719 to 1417 and encodes 232 amino acids. The record is from RefSeq and is a predicted model, not a curated record. The transcript is spliced from 2 exons.